AUGGCGGCUUCGAGUUCACAUGGAGACGAUGGUACGAUAAGGCAAUACACAAAGUACAAUGACAUCAUUGAUCAAGAUGUAUCGAAAGUAGUUUACAAGGGAUUAGACAGGGUUAAUAACAGAGUCAUUGCUUGGAUUAAGAAGAAUAUAACAGAGGAAAAUUUUGAUGGUUUGAAUGAUGAAGUCCAAGAUUUGAUGGACUCUGACCAUGCUAGUAUACUGAAAUGCUACGAUUCUUGGAUUCUUGAAGGGUUACAUUAUCUUCACGAACGAGAUCCGGCGAUUAUUCAUCAUAAUAUUAGGUGUGAAAACAUUGUUGUUGGAGAAACAGGUGUAGUUAAGCUAGGAGAUCUGAAUGAAGCUGCAUUUAUGGGUUGGAGUGCACCACUUACUCCUGAAACUAGUGCUGAUCUUUUUGAUGUUUCGCGGUCUGAGAUAUACUAUUUUGGGAUGUGCGUAUUACAGAUGGUGACUAAGGAAGAUGUGGAGAGGAGGCCGGUUGGGUCACGUGUAAUGCCUGCUGAACUAAAAAGAGUGAAAGAUCAACAGCUUAAGAAGUUCAUUCGGAGGUGUCUGAUUCCUACAACUGUUGUAACUACUGCAACUGAUCUCUUGAAUGAUCCAUUUCUUGCACCGAGUGAUCCGAAUGUGAGUGUUCCUGUGAGUGAUCAGAGGGAUGUAUUGCUACUGCCGUCUGCUAGGGAAAUCGACAGAGGGCGUGUGAGAUUCACAUUAGGAGGACAAAUGAUUGGACUAAUGAGGGGCGGUGCAAUGAUAAUCGGUUUCGUUAGGAUAAGGUAUAUCAGUGAUGAUUUUGUGUUUACAGUCAAUCAUGAUACAGUUCAGCAAGUCAUGGAGGUUUUAAGACCAACACUUGAUCUGUCUGAUGUAGAGGCCGCAUCGAUUUCUGAGAGUAUUGAGCUACUGACAGCAAAACUUGUGGCUGAAUAUGAUGGCAAUGACAGUAACAUGGUUUAUAUCUUUGACAGUGCUUCAUCUCUUCGGAUUUCAUCUACUGAGAGAAUUGUUGUGAAUCAUCAGGCAGGUGCUCCCCCAUUCAUUAUGCAACACAACCAAGACGCGCAACAGUAUCAGCAACAGCAUGGAAUGCCUGACGACAAUAAUGUAGCUGCAUCUGAUGAAGAGGUCCAACAGAACCAAGACGCGCAGCAGGAUCAGCAACAGCAGCAGCAGCAUGGAAUGCCUGUGUUGCCUGACAUCAAUGCAUCUGAUGAUGUUGAAGAGGGAAUGCCCGUCUUGCCUGACAUCAAUACAUCUGCUGAAGAAGAGGGAAUGCUUGUCUUGCCUAACAUCGGCACAUCUGCUGAUGAAGAGGCCCGACUGACAGCUAAUACAAUGGGUCUGGCGAAUCAAGAAACACUUGCAAGGUGA
Messenger RNA from Chenopodium quinoa (quinoa), 1392 nucleotides. Its product is annotated as probable serine/threonine-protein kinase WNK10. Gene Ontology annotation, cellular component: cytoplasm. The transcript has 2 exons. Lineage: Eukaryota; Viridiplantae; Streptophyta; Magnoliopsida; Caryophyllales; Amaranthaceae. Gene Ontology annotation, molecular function: ATP binding; protein serine/threonine kinase activity. The record is from RefSeq and is a predicted model, not a curated record. Gene Ontology annotation, biological process: protein phosphorylation; intracellular signal transduction. The coding region runs from base 1 to 1392 and encodes 463 amino acids.